Molecule: messenger RNA, 1496 nt
Organism: Hyla sarda
Lineage: Eukaryota; Metazoa; Chordata; Amphibia; Anura; Hylidae
Gene: CRCP
Product: CGRP receptor component
Exons: 6
Coding region: 156-596 (146 amino acids)
Biological process (GO): transcription initiation at RNA polymerase III promoter
Cellular component (GO): RNA polymerase III complex
Molecular function (GO): nucleotide binding
Source: RefSeq, a predicted model, not a curated record
CGCCACAUUGUUCUAUGCCCGUCUGUUGUUAUGAUCAUUCUAGUUUCCUGUCAAUCACACUCUGGAACAGACAUUAUUUAGGAGGCGGAACGUUGUAACAGAGUCUAGUUUCCGGGGGGAAUGGAUGUAGUGUAACACCGCGGAGACCGGGCAGCAUGGAAGUGAAAGAUGCAAAUGCCGCCUUGCUGAGCAAUUUUGAGGUACUUCAGUUACUUACUGACCUAAAAGCACAGCAAAGGGAUGGAAGGAAAAACAAGAACAGCGUUGGACAGCAGAAUCUGAAUACGAUCAUGUAUGAGACGCUAAAAUACUUAUCGAACAGUCCCUGUCAACGGCAAAGUCCUGAAAUAGUGCAGGAGUUCCUAACUGCCCUAAAAGGGCAUAAACUAACCAAAGCAGAAAAACUGCAGCUACUUAACCACCGACCUAUGACAGCUGUAGAAAUUCAACUGAUGGUGGAGGAGAGUGAAGAAAGGCUGACAGAAGAGCAGAUUGAGGAGCUCAUUCAGACAAUUACUGGUAUCCUUCCUGGGGACCCAGAAGCUGAGACACAGGAACAAACCCAAAUGGAAGAGGAUGACAUUCCACAAGAAUAAUAUUUAUGAUUUCGUAAAUACUUGUUACAACAUGUAGUAAUUUAUUUGUCAUUGUUCCAGUGUGAUCAACCCAAUUAUAUUCUAUUUUUUUUUUUUUAUACUGAAUUUGUUUUAUAUUGCUGCUUAAUAUUGUUGCAACUUUUUUUUUUUUUUUUUGGAACACAGUGCUCUCUGCUGACAUCACGAGCACAGUGCUCUCUGACAUCUGUCAGCAGAGAGCACUGUGGUCAUGUCAGCAGAGAGCACUGUGUUCCAAAAGGAAAAUAAUUUCCUCUGUAGUUUCCAGCAGCUAAUAAGUACUGGAAGGAUUAAGAUUUUUUAAUAGAAGUAAUUUACAACUCUUUAACUUUCUGGCACCAGUUUUCCACCGGAGUACCUCUUUAAUUAUUGGAUUAGAAGUCAGUCUCCAAGAAUCUUUCACAGUUUUAUCGUCAUUCUGUUUGCCUUUGUCAGGAGUCAAACUACCACUGCCUUGAAUAUAACAAUUUCCUGUAGGUAUUUAUGCUAAUAUAAUAUUCACAUAUAUACUGGCAUAUUUGUAUAUGCCAAUACAUUAACAGUUAAGAGAUAACUAUAAAUGGUUCAUGUAAUUUUAACAAACUUUGCAUAAAUCAAUAGUUCAACAGAAUAGAAGAUAUUUUGCAAUAUAUCUUAUCAUAAAACAAUGCUUCUUUCCAUGCCAAACUCAUCAUUUCAUUCCCUCUGAAAAAUAGCUCAUUUAUGCUGUGUCUUUACAAGAUGGACUAGCAGCUCCGAGGACUAGUAUAGACUUUUUUUGUGAGGGGGCCGUUCAAGUGAGAAAAGGGGAACUUCUUAUAAUUAUUUACUGUAUGUAAAAAAUAAAAUAAAAGUUUGUAAAAACACGAAAAAAUUUGAAUAUGUAAACACAACUCUGACUAG